Molecule: messenger RNA, 480 nt
Organism: Meloidogyne enterolobii
Lineage: Eukaryota; Metazoa; Nematoda; Chromadorea; Rhabditida; Meloidogynidae
Source: the annotation of a GenBank genome assembly
UAUUCAAUUAACGAUAUUUCUUUACGAAUUUUUUAUGAAAAUGGUUCUCGUCUUUUACCUUUAUCUAAAUUAUUUAUAAUGUCAAAAAAUGGAAUUAGAAAGAAAAUUAUUGUUAAAGAAAUGGUUUCUAUUGAUAAUUCAUUUCCAUCUGGAAUUGUUUUUUUGAGGAAUUCACGAGGAAUUGUAUUACAACGAUGGGCAAGACUUUUAGAUCAAUUUUGCCUAAAUUUUUAUGAGGCGGAAUUUGAUGAUAAACCAAGUGAAAGUUAUUUUAUUUAUGGUUAUUCGGUAACAUCAAAGGAAACAGAAAAGGACGGCACGGUUAUAGAAUUAACCCAUCAUAAUCAAAUAAAAACUGAGAGAAAGGGGGACGAAAUUAUUUUUUGUGUGAGACAUCCAGGAUCGGCAACAAAGUUUUUAAAAAGAAAAGAAAAUAUAAAAAUAAUUUUUAAUUUUAAGUUGGUUAAAUGCAUUAAAUGA